Messenger RNA from Helianthus annuus (common sunflower), 2363 nucleotides. Its product is annotated as V-type proton ATPase catalytic subunit A. The transcript is spliced from 20 exons. Bases 165 to 2036 code for a protein of 623 amino acids. The record is from RefSeq and is a predicted model, not a curated record. Gene Ontology annotation, cellular component: plant-type vacuole; proton-transporting V-type ATPase, V1 domain. Gene Ontology annotation, molecular function: proton-transporting ATPase activity, rotational mechanism; ATP binding; ATP hydrolysis activity. Gene Ontology annotation, biological process: proton transmembrane transport; ATP metabolic process. NCBI's taxonomy places the organism in Eukaryota, Viridiplantae, Streptophyta, Magnoliopsida, Asterales, Asteraceae.
AAUUAACAGCAAGCAAGAACGAAGACAGAUUGAUAGGAUCAACCCCUCCCCUCACACCCCACAUCCACAUCAUUCACGUUGUUGUUUUCACUACAUAUCUUCUUCCUUCUUCUAGGUUACAUCUGUGAAAUCAGUCACCAAUCCUCUUCAAACCCUAACUCAACAUGCCGUCUGCUUACGGUGCUCGAUUGACGACCUUUGAAGAUUCCGAGAAGGAAAGCGAGUGUGGAUACGUUCGCAAGGUAUCAGGGCCUGUUGUCAUCGCAGAUGGAAUGGCAGGGGCUGCUAUGUAUGAACUUGUUCGUGUUGGACAUGACAACCUUAUUGGAGAAAUCAUCCGUUUGGAGGGAAAUUCUGCCACAAUUCAAGUUUAUGAAGAAACCGCUGGGCUGAUGGUGAAUGAUCCUGUUUUGAGGACACACAAGCCUCUAUCUGUGGAGUUGGGCCCUGGAAUAUUGGGAAAUAUAUUUGAUGGUAUCCAGAGACCUCUGAAAACUAUUGCAAAAAGGUCUGGUGAUGUCUACAUUCCUCGUGGUGUAUCUGUCCCAGCACUUGACAAAGAUAUACUUUGGGAAUUUCAGCCUAAAAAAAUUGGUGAGGGAGAUCUUGUAACAGGUGGAGAUCUAUACGCUACCGUGUUUGAGAACAGUUUGGUUGAACACCGCAUUGCUCUACCUCCUGAUGCCAUGGGAAAAAUAACCUAUAUCGCACCAGCUGGUCAAUACUCGUUGAAGGACACUGUCUUGGAGCUUGAGUUUCAAGGUGUCAAAAAGAAAUAUACCAUGCUUCAGACUUGGCCUGUACGUACACCUCGCCCUGUUGCAUCAAAGCUUGCUGCUGAUACCCCUCUUCUUACUGGACAGCGUGUUCUUGAUGCCCUUUUCCCUUCGGUGCUCGGUGGGACAUGUGCCAUUCCUGGUGCGUUUGGCUGUGGGAAAACAGUUAUUAGUCAAGCACUGUCUAAGUACUCAAAUUCAGACACUGUUGUUUAUGUUGGUUGCGGGGAAAGAGGAAAUGAAAUGGCAGAAGUGCUCAUGGAUUUUCCUCAAUUGACUAUGACAUUGCCGGAUGGCCGUGAAGAAUCUGUCAUGAAACGUACCACACUUGUGGCCAAUACUUCUAACAUGCCUGUGGCUGCUCGUGAGGCUUCAAUUUAUACAGGAAUUACCAUAGCUGAAUACUUCCGAGACAUGGGCUACAAUGUAAGUAUGAUGGCAGACUCUACCUCACGUUGGGCAGAAGCAUUGCGUGAAAUUUCUGGUCGUCUGGCAGAAAUGCCCGCAGAUAGUGGUUAUCCUGCUUAUCUGGCUGCACGUUUGGCAUCCUUUUAUGAACGUGCUGGUAAAGUAAAGUGUCUAGGUGGACCAGAACGUGACGGUAGUGUCACAAUUGUAGGUGCUGUCUCUCCUCCUGGAGGAGAUUUCUCAGAUCCUGUUACAUCUGCUACACUCAGUAUUGUUCAGGUUUUCUGGGGUCUAGAUAAGAAGCUUGCCCAAAGGAAACAUUUUCCUUCUGUUAACUGGCUUAUUUCCUACUCAAAGUACUCAACGGCUCUAGAAUCGUUUUACGAGAAGUUUGAUUCAGAUUUCAUCGACAUUAGGACAAAGGCCCGUGAAGUUCUGCAGAGAGAAGAUGAUCUUAAUGAAAUUGUCCAGCUGGUGGGAAAAGAUGCUUUAGCUGAAACAGAUAAAAUUACCUUAGAGACUGCAAAACUUUUAAGGGAAGACUAUCUUGCUCAAAACGCAUUCACACCAUAUGAUAAGUUCUGCCCCUUCUACAAAUCUGUUUGGAUGAUGCGCAAUAUUAUUCAUUUCUACAAUUUAGCCAAUCAGGCGGUAGAGCGAGGAGCGGGAAUGGAUGGCCAGAAGAUCACUUACACGCUAAUCAAGCAUCGGUUGGGUGAUCUAUUCUACCGCUUGGUGUCUCAGAAGUUUGAAGACCCAGCUGAAGGGGAAGAUGUUCUUAUCGGGAAAUUCAAGAAAUUAAAUGACGAUCUUACUGCUGGUUUCCGCAACCUUGAGGAUGAAACUCGGUAAACGAAGAAAGACGUAAUGAUCAAGUUAUGUGAUGAUGAAACCGAGUGGCGGUUUUCGUCUCUCAAGUCGGUUUUGAGGAAGGUGUGUUGUUUCUCAGUGCAUAAAGAUUAGUUUGAUUUAUUUAUUUUUCAAAGGAUGUUUUAAUGUCAUUUUGUGUUGUGUAGCUAUAAUUAUUUUCUGCAUCCUUUGGGCAUAUUUUGUGUCUUGAGAGUUGAAAUAAGCAGAGAACCGAACAGCAUGUAGGUUGUUACUAUAAAGAACUGAUGUUUAUGGUACUGUUGGCUUUUUUUUUUACCUAUCAAUAUGAAUAAAUGGUGAAUGAAACAA